Fomitopsis serialis is the source of this 2283-nucleotide messenger RNA. Its product is annotated as glycosyltransferase family 39 protein. Gene Ontology annotation, biological process: protein O-linked glycosylation via mannose. Gene Ontology annotation, molecular function: dolichyl-phosphate-mannose-protein mannosyltransferase activity. The coding region runs from base 1 to 2283 and encodes 760 amino acids. The transcript is spliced from 8 exons. The record is from RefSeq and is a predicted model, not a curated record. Lineage: Eukaryota; Fungi; Basidiomycota; Agaricomycetes; Polyporales; Fomitopsidaceae. Gene Ontology annotation, cellular component: endoplasmic reticulum; membrane.
AUGUCAGGGGGCGUCAGAGUCCGGAGGGCACCGUCUCCUCCACCUCUUCCUCAUGCUGCACCGCAGAGCGCACGGUUUCCCCGCCCACAACACGAGCAUCUUGACGCGGAUGCACGGAGAGAAGCAGCUUCGAAAGGCUAUCAACCCACACGGAGAGGCUAUGCACCCGGAGGGCUCAACAUAACCUCCGCGGAGUGGAAACUGCUCAUACUCGUAUCCUUGAUCGCAGUGUUCGUGCGGCUAUAUCGCAUAUCGCAGCCAAACAGCGUUGUGUUCGACGAGGUUCACUUUGGCAAGUUUGCGUCAAAAUACAUCAAGUCGCAGUACUUUGUCGACGUACACCCACCACUCGCGAAACUCCUCAUCACGCUCUCGGGAUUCAUCUUCGGAUAUGAGGGCAACUUUGACUUCAAGGAUAUCGGAAAGGUGUACGAGAACGUUCCGUACGUCGCCAUGCGUAUGGUGCCUGCCCUCCUCGGUGUAGCAACUGUCCCUAUAUCAUACCUCACCCUGCGCGCUCUUGAUUGCCGUGCAACUACUGCUCUUCUCGCCUCGCUCUUCAUUACCUUCGAGAACGGUCUUAUUACCCAGUCCCGACAUAUCCUCCUCGACUCUCCACUGGUCUUCUUCACCGCCCUCACGAUCUUCCUCUGGACGUGUUUCUGCAACGAGGACAAGCACGAACCGUUCACCGACAUCUGGUGGGUGUGGCUCACCCUCUCCGGCCUCUCCCUGGGUGCCGUAGUCAGCUGCAAGUGGGUCGGCCUCUUCACCAUCGCUACUGUUGGCGUCAGCACUCUCAGGCAGCUCUGGGUACUCUUGGGCGACUUGCGCGUCACGCCUCGGCUAUUCAUGCGCCAUUUCAUGGCCCGCGCUAUUUGCUUGAUCCUGGUCCCCAUGCUGUUCUACAUGUUCAUGUUCUGGAUCCACUUCAGUAUCUUGCAAAACCCGGGUGACGGUGAUGGUUUUAUGAGCUCUGAGUUCCAGCACACGCUGAACGGCCGAGGCAUGGCUGACACCUUCGCUGACGUCGGCUUUGGUUCGAAAGUGGCCAUCCGCCAUGUUAAUACACAAGGUGGCUACCUGCACUCGCAUCCUUCUAACUAUCCUGGCGGGAGCAAGCAGCAACAGAUCACCCUCUACCCUCACCGCGACGAUAACAACAACUGGCGAAUCCUGAACGCGACCCGCGACGGCGACUCAGACCAUGACUGGGAGGGCAAGCCGCUCGUGUUCAUCGAGAGUGGGAUGAAGAUCAAGCUGAGGCACGUCGCGACGGACAAGCACCUGCACUCGCACGACCAGCGGCCGCCCGUGUCCGACGUCGACUUCCAGAACGAAGUCUCCGGCUACGGCGUACCCGGCUACGCGGGCGACGCGAACGACGACUGGAUUGUGGAGAUCGAGAAAGGCGACAAGCGUGACCGCGAGUCGAGCAAGCGCCUCAGGACACUGAGGACGCACUUUCGGUUGAAGCAUGCCAUGUCGGGGUGUUAUUUGUUCUCGCACAAGGUCAAGCUCCCGGACUGGGGCUUCGAGCAGCAGGAGGUGACGUGCAACAAGCAAGCAGUGAAGCCGAACUCGCUGUGGUACAUCGAGACGGCGGAACACCCGAUGCUCCCUGCGGACGCGCCGAAGGUCAACUACAAGCUCCCGGGUUUCUUCCGCAAGUUCCUCGAACUGCAGCAGGUGAUGUGGACGACGAAUGCCGGACUGACCGAUCGCCAUACCUUUGACUCUCGCCCUGACGCUUGGCCUCGCCUGCGUCGUGGCAUUAACUUCUGGGUCAAGGACCAUCGUCAAAUCUACCUGCUUGGCAACCCCAUGGUCUGGUGGCUCAGCACCGCCAGCAUCUUCGCCUAUGUUGUCACUCGUGGCUUCCUCGUCCUCCGUGCUCAGCGUGGGUACAGGGACUUCGAGAACACUCGAGUCGUCAAGUACGACACGCUCUGCGGCUUCCUCUUCGUAGGCUGGUCACUGCACUACAUCCCUUUUUACAUCAUGAAGCGCCAGCUCUUCCUGCACCACUACCUUCCCGCGCUCUACUUCGCCAUCCUUCUCUCGUGCGGCGUCUUUGACCUCGUCACGUCCACACUCAAGCCGCGCAUCCGCCUGCAAAUCGCCGCGGUCCUGCUGAUUGUGGUAAUCUGGAACUUCGUCUACCUCAGCCCGAUCGCGUAUGGAAAUACGUGGACGAAGAAGAAGUGCGAGAAUGCGAAGUGGGUGAAGACGUGGGACUUGGCUUGGUGCGUCAAAUUUGUAUUGACGUGCUCGCAUUACUGA